Molecule: messenger RNA, 4827 nt
Organism: Schistocerca nitens (vagrant locust)
Lineage: Eukaryota; Metazoa; Arthropoda; Insecta; Orthoptera; Acrididae
Product: serine/threonine-protein phosphatase 6 regulatory ankyrin repeat subunit B-like
Exons: 1
Coding region: 1-4827 (1608 amino acids)
Cellular component (GO): cytoplasm; nucleus
Molecular function (GO): protein binding
Source: RefSeq, a predicted model, not a curated record
AUGGUAAGAGAGGAUAAUCGUGGUAACACGCCACUGCACUAUGCAGCAUCUGUGGGCAAUGCUGAAAGUGUGAGGCUGAUGCUGGACACCGGGGCAUACCCCGAGAAAGUGAAUGAAGAUGGCCGGACCCCACUACAUUUCGCCAGCAUGUCUGGUGACACCGAGUGUGUGAAGCUACUUUUAGAAGCCGGUGCAAGAUUGGUAAGACAGGAUAAUCGUGGUAACACGCCACUGCACUAUGCAGCAUCUGUGGGCAAUGCUGAAAGUGUGAGGCUGAUGCUGGACACCGGGGCGUACCCCGAGAAAGUGAAUGAAGAUGGCCGGACUCCACUACAUUUCGCCAGCAUGUCUGGUGACACCGAGUGUGUGAAGCUACUUUUAGAAGCCGGUGCAAGAUUGGUAAGACAGGAUAAUCGUGGUAACACGCCACUGCACUAUGCAGCAUCUGUGGGCAAUGCUGAAAGUGUGAGGCUGAUGCUGGACACCGGGGCGUACCCCGAGAAAGUGAAUGAAGAUGGCCGGACUCCACUACAUUUCGCCAGCAUGUCUGGUGACACCGAGUGUGUGAAGCUACUUUUAGAAGCCGGUGCAAGAUUGGUAAGACAGGAUAAUCGUGGUAACACGCCACUGCACUAUGCAGCAUCUGUGGGCAAUGCUGAAAGUGUGAGGCUGAUGCUGGACACCGGGGCGUACCCCGAGAAAGUGAAUGAAGAUGGCCGGACUCCACUACAUUUCGCCAGCAUGUCUGGUGACACCGAGUGUGUGAAGCUACUUUUAGAAGACGGUGCAAGAAUGGUAAGACAGGAUAAUCGUGGUAACACGCCACUGCACUAUGCAGCAUCUGUGGGCAGUGCUGAAAGUGUGAGGCUGAUGCUGGACACCGGGGCGUACCCCGAGAAAGUGAAUGAAGAUGGCCGGACCCCACUACAUUUCGCCAGCAUGUCUGGUGACACCGAGUGUGUGAAGCUACUUUUAGAAGCCGGUGCAAGAUUGGUAAGACAGGAUAAUCGUGGUAACACGCCACUGCACUAUGCAGCAUCUGUGGGCAAUGCUGAAAGUGUGAGGCUGAUGCUGGACACCGGGGCGUACCCCGAGAAAGUGAAUGAAGAUGGCCGGACUCCACUACAUUUCGCCAGCAUGUCUGGUGACACCGAGUGUGUGAAGCUACUUUUAGAAGCCGGUGCAAGAUUGGUAAGACAGGAUAAUCGUGGUAACACGCCACUGCACUAUGCAGCAUCUGUGGGCAAUGCUGAAAGUGUGAGGCUGAUGCUGGACACCGGGGCGUACCCCGAGAAAGUGAAUGAAGAUGGCCGGACUCCACUACAUUUCGCCAGCAUGUCUGGUGACACCGAGUGUGUGAAGCUACUUUUAGAAGCCGGUGCAAGAUUGGUAAGACAGGAUAAUCGUGGUAACACGCCACUGCACUAUGCAGCAUCUGUGGGCAAUGCUGAAAGUGUGAGGCUGAUGCUGGACACCGGGGCGUACCCCGAGAAAGUGAAUGAAGAUGGCCGGACUCCACUACAUUUCGCCAGCAUGUCUGGUGACACCGAGUGUGUGAAGCUACUUUUAGAAGCCGGUGCAAGAUUGGUAAGACAGGAUAAUCGUGGUAACACGCCACUGCACUAUGCAGCAUCUGUGGGCAAUGCUGAAAGUGUGAGGCUGAUGCUGGACACCGGGGCGUACCCCGAGAAAGUGAAUGAAGAUGGCCGGACUCCACUACAUUUCGCCAGCAUGUCUGGUGACACCGAGUGUGUGAAGCUACUUUUAGAAGCCGGUGCAAGAUUGGUAAGACAGGAUAAUCGUGGUAACACGCCACUGCACUAUGCAGCAUCUGUGGGCAAUGCUGAAAGUGUGAGGCUGAUGCUGGACACCGGGGCGUACCCGGAGAAAGUGAAUGAAGAUGGCCGGACUCCACUACAUUUCGCCAGCAUGUCUGGUGACACCGAGUGUGUGAAGCUACUUUUAGAAGCCGGUGCAAGAUUGGUAAGACAGGAUAAUCGUGGUAACACGCCACUGCACUAUGCAGCAUCUGUGGGCAAUGCUGAAAGUGUGAGGCUGAUGCUGGACACCGGGGCGUACCCCGAGAAAGUGAAUGAAGAUGGCCGGACUCCACUACAUUUCGCCAGCAUGUCUGGUGACACCGAGUGUGUGAAGCUACUUUUAGAAGCCGGUGCAAGAUUGGUAAGACAGGAUAAUCGUGGUAACACGCCACUGCACUAUGCAGCAUCUGUGGGCAAUGCUGAAAGUGUGAGGCUGAUGCUGGACACCGGGGCGUACCCCGAGAAAGUGAAUGAAGAUGGCCGGACUCCACUACAUUUCGCCAGCAUGUCUGGUGACACCGAGUGUGUGAAGCUACUUUUAGAAGACGGUGCAAGAAUGGUAAGACAGGAUAAUCGUGGUAACACGCCACUGCACUAUGCAGCAUCUGUGGGCAGUGCUGAAAGUGUGAGGCUGAUGCUGGACACCGGGGCAUACCCCGAGAAAGUGAAUGAAGAUGGCCGGACCCCACUACAUUUCGCCAGCAUGUCUGGUGACACCGAGUGUGUGAAGCUACUUUUAGAAGCCGGUGCAAGAUUGGUAAGACAGGAUAAUCGUGGUAACACGCCACUGCACUAUGCAGCAUCUGUGGGCAAUGCUGAAAGUGUGAGGCUGAUGCCGGACACCGGGGCGUACCCCGAGAAAGUGAAUGAAGAUGGCCGGACUCCACUACAUUUCGCCAGCAUGUCUGGUGACACCGAGUGUGUGAAGCUACUUUUAGAAGACGGUGCAAGAAUGGUAAGACAGGAUAAUCGUGGUAACACGCCACUGCACUAUGCAGCAUCUGUGGGCAGUGCUGAAAGUGUGAGGCUGAUGCUGGACACCGGGGCAUACCCCGAGAAAGUGAAUGAAGUUGGCCAGACCCCACUACAUUUCGCCAGCAUGUCUGGUGACACCGAGUGUGUGAAGCUACUUUUAGAAGACGGUGCAAGAUUGGUAAGACAGGAUAAUCGUGGUAACACGCCACUGCACUAUGCAGCAUCUGUGGGCAAUGCUGAAAGUGUGAGGCUGAUGGUGGACACCGGGGCGUACCCCGAGAAAGUGAAUGAAGAUGGCCGGACUCCACUACAUUUCGCCAGCAUGUCUGGUGACACCGAGUGUGUGAAGCUACUUUUAGAAGCCGGUGCAAGAUUGGUAAGACAGGAUAAUCGUGGUAACACGCCACUGCACUAUGCAGCAUCUGUGGGCAAUGCUGAAAGUGUGAGGCUGAUGCUGGACACCGGGGCGUACCCCGAGAAAGUGAAUGAAGAUGGCCGGACUCCACUACAUUUCGCCAGCAUGUCUGGUGACACCGAGUGUGUGAAGCUACUUUUAGAAGCCGGUGCAAGAUUGGUAAGACAGGAUAAUCGUGGUAACACGCCACUGCACUAUGCAGCAUCUGUGGGCAAUGCUGAAAGUGUGAGGCUGAUGCUGGACACCGGGGCGUACCCCGAGAAAGUGAAUGAAGAUGGCCGGACUCCACUACAUUUCGCCAGCAUGUCUGGUGACACCGAGUGUGUGAAGCUACUUUUAGAAGCCGGUGCAAGAUUGGUAAGACAGGAUAAUCGUGGUAACACGCCACUGCACUAUGCAGCAUCUGUGGGCAAUGCUGAAAGUGUGAGGCUGAUGCUGGACACCGGGGCGUACCCCGAGAAAGUGAAUGAAGAUGGCCGGACUCCACUACAUUUCGCCAGCAUGUCUGGUGACACCGAGUGUGUGAAGCUACUUUUAGAAGACUGUGCAAGAAUGGUAAGACAGGAUAAUCGUGGUAACACGCCACUGCACUAUGCAGCAUCUGUGGGCAGUGCUGAAAGUGUGAGGCUGAUGCUGGACACCGGGGCAUACCCCGAGAAAGUGAAUGAAGUUGGCCAGACCCCACUACAUUUCGCCAGCAUGUCUGGUGACACCGAGUGUGUGAAGCUACUUUUAGAAGCCGGUGCAAGAUUGGUAAGACAGGAUAAUCGUGGUAACACGCCACUGCACUAUGCAGCAUCUGUGGGCAAUGCUGAAAGUGUGAGGCUGAUGCUGGACACCGGGGCGUACCCCGAGAAAGUGAAUGAAGAUGGCCGGACUCCACUACAUUUCGCCAGCAUGUCUGGUGACACCGAGUGUGUGAAGCUACUUUUAGAAGACGGUGCAAGAUUGGUAAGACAGGAUAAUCGUGGUAACACGCCACUGCACUAUGCAGCAUCUGUGGGCAAUGCUGAAAGUGUGAGGCUGAUGCUGGACACUGGGGCAUACUCAGAGAAAGUGAAUGAAGAUGGCCGGACUCCACUACAUUUCGCCAGCAUGUCUGGUGACACCGAGUGUGUGAAGCUACUUUUAGAAGCCGGUGCAAGAAUGGUAAGAGAGGAUAAUCGUGGUAACACGCCACUGCGCUAUGCAGCAUCUGUGGGCAAUGCUGAAAGUGUGAGGCUGAUGCUGGACACCAGGGCAUACUCAGAGAAAGUGAAUGAAGAUGGCCGGACUCCACUACAUUUCACCAGCAUGUCUGGUGACACCGAGUGUGUGAAGCUACUUCUAGAAGCCGGUGCAAGAAUGGUAAGAGAGGAUAAUCGUGGUAACACGCCACUGCACUAUGCAGCAUCUGUGGGCAAUGCUGAAAGCGUGAAGCUGCUGCUCAAGGUUGGGGCAUACCCCGAGCAAGUUAAUAAAGACGGGCAGACUCCACUUCAUGUUGUUGGCAUGUCCAUAGACAUUCAGUGUGUGAGACGAGUUUUGAAAGCUUGUUCCAUAGUCGCAACACGUAACAAUCAUUACAAUAUACCAAUGUACUGUGCAGCAGUAAAGGGAAUGACCAAGAGGUAUUAA